This is a messenger RNA of Durusdinium trenchii, 953 nucleotides long. The record is from the annotation of a GenBank genome assembly. Lineage: Eukaryota; Dinophyceae; Suessiales; Symbiodiniaceae.
UUGGAUGCUCUUUUACUUCCUGCACUCAGUAGGCAUCAGAGGAUUCAGAGGGUUGCCUUGAUGGUGCCCUGCGGGGCCGAUGCGUUCUGUCGCGCUGCAGAUCACAGGCUUGGUGGUGGGCCUUUCGGCCGAAGGGACGCUCCCCAUCCUCGUGGCCGCGGGAGACCUUGGAGUUCUCGAUGCCAAUGCUUCGGCUCGGAGGAUGCAGGUGGCGCACACCUUUCUGAUGUCCGAGCUACGCUGCGAGUGGUGCUGCAAGGAGGAGUGGCGCUCGUGCCUUUGCAUGUUGAGCUGCGAUAUCCUUCAGGACCAGUGCCAGGGGGUCACGGCGGUGGAGACGUGCAACGUGCUCCGUGGGUGCUACGAAAGGAUCGAUGAGGCAUCGCCCAAAGGCUUCGACUUCGAUUGGCAGUGCAAGCUGAUGCAGUGCAUGGCCUAUUGCCUGAAGCAUGAAGAGGUAUGUAACCCCAUCCAUCAACGCUUCAUGGAGAUUUGCCACCAAGCGCGACAGAAUGAAUUGGAUACUUGUGGCGUGGUGUGCUCGAGCGCCUGGAGGCUUCUCGCCUGGCCAGUGAGUUGGGCAUUUCUUCUUUGGGGUGUCCAAAGUUGAUGCCUCAGACGAGGAACUGCGGUUCCUUGUUGCAUCCUAAGCGGACGAGGUUUCAAACGAUACUUUGGUCGUUGUGGCCUUUCUUUUUUCUGCUUCUGAACGUGCGUUCCACACCGGUGACUUCAGUCGCCAAAAAUGAUUUGUACUGUUUUUGUAUAUAUCAUGGUGAUUUCUUCUGGUCUUCUUGCGGUGCGCUGGGCUGAUGGAAGAUAAUCUCUGGUGGGUCAAUAUCAAGUCCUGCCUGCAAGUCUAUUUGUAGUAUUUUUGAACGUCUUCCAGAUCCAUCGCCGUGGAACUUUGCAGAUCGAGCUAUGUCAGUGACCGGAAAGCAGGAUGUGGAAAC